CGUUGACCUGCGCACGCUUCUUGAAAUACAUUGACGUCCCUGCCGCGCCAUCUUUAGAAAACAGUGAGCCCAACACUGAAUGAAACUUAAUUUCCGUCGUGUGUGAGAGCUGUUCGCUGUAUGGAGUGAUAUCUUUGUGUGUCCAGGUGUUUGAUCAGUAGAGGUGAUCAUGGGGAUCAAGGCUCAGCGCACUCGGGUAUUCCUUGACGUCGGCAUCAGUAAUGUGCUCGUCGGCAGAGUUGUGAUUGAAUUAUUUUCAGACAUCUGUCCCAAAACUUGUGAAAACUUCAGAUGCCUCUGCACAGGUGAAAAAGGUGUUGGUAAAGGAACUAUGAAACCCCUCUACUACAAAGGAUGUCUUUUCCACCGAGUCGUAAAAGACUUCAUGAUUCAAGGAGGAGACUUCAGCGAAGGUAAUGGAAGAGGAGGCGAAUCCAUCUACGGAGGCUUUUUUGAAGAUGAAAGCUUCGCUGUUAAACACAACAAGGAGUACCUGCUGUCUAUGGCCAAUCGAGGCAAAGAUACAAAUGGAUCGCAGUUUUUCAUAACAACAAAACCUUCACCACAUCUUGAUGGUGUCCAUGUGGUUUUUGGUCACGUGAUUUCUGGCCAAGAGGUCGUUCAAACCAUGGAGAACCAGAAGACGGAUCCUAAUAGCAGGCCCUAUGCUGACGUGAAAGUUAUGAACUGUGGGGAGCUCGUCCCUAAAUCCAAAGCAAAGAAAGAUGAAAAAAAGAAAGAGAGAGUCUCUUCCAGCUCCAGCAGUAACUCCAGCGACUCUGAGAGCUCAUCGCAAUCCUCCUCCGAGUCUGAAGAAUCUGAGAAGGAAACUAAGAAGAGGAAAAAGAAGGCGAAAAAGCUAAAAAAGAAACAGAAGAAGGAAAAGAAAAGGUCAGAGGCUGAAAGUGCUGAAGAGAAAGAACAAGAAGAGUUGGUCACAUCUACUGUGCGCCCUGAAGAAAUUCCAGCCAUCCCAGAGAAUCGAUUCCUCAUGAGGAGGAGUCCCCAGGUGGUCCAGAAGCCGAAAGAGGGUGAAAAGGAUUCGUCAAAUAAAGAGGAAAGACCAAGAGAGAGUGCUGGCAUAAGAUAUGAUUCUCAGUCAUCAUAUCACAGAAGACUGGUGAUGACACGAUCUGGGAGGAAGAUAAAGGGCAGGGGUCCUAGGCGCUAUCGGACUCCGUCACGCUCAAGGUCCAGAGAUCGUUUUUGCCGCAGUGAAACCCCUCCACACUGGCGUCAGGAGAUGCAACGUCAGAGGAUGAGGGCAGUCACCGGAGAGCGCUGGAUUAAGGGCGACAAAGGUGACAUGAUUGACGCCAAGGACGAGGCUGCUAAAGCUCAAAGAAGAGAGAGACGGACCUCCGACACAAAGCACGAACACACAGCUGAGGGUAAAAAAGACAAGAAAACUCGAUCACAUAGAUCUAAAAGCAAAGAAGAGGACACAGUUGAAAAGGAAGAGAAGCAUAGCAAACACAAGGCAAAGAAAAAAGAUAAAUCUCAAAGUCGCAGUAAAAGCAGAGAAAAGAGUAGGAGGUCAAAAAGCAGAGAGAAGAGUCACAAGCACAAAAGCGAUGACAGAAAAGGUCGCUCUAAGAGCAAAGAUCGAAAUGCCAAUAAGAAAGAAAAGGAGUCUGAGUCUGAUCACAAUAAAGAUAGUAAUAAGGGAAAUGAGUCUGAUAAAAAGCAUAAAGAGGAUGCCAAAGGCAGAAAUGGUGAGAGAACUAGGACAAAGUCAGAAAGUAAUGAAAGACCAACCACGAAAGAUGCACACAGAUCCAGCAGCAAGAGCAGGGACAGGAGCGGACCUGCAGUGUCAAAAGACAAAGAAGAAAAAAGAGAAAAAGACAGAGAGCGGGGCAGAGAACGUAGUAGGAGUCAGGAAAGACGACGCAACAGUGAAAGGGAGAAUAAGAAGCGGGGAACAUCCAGGGACAAAGAACAUCGAACAAGAAGUCCAGACAGAAGUAAGCCGAGAGACUCGCACAGAGGCAGGCACUCCAGGAGCAAGAGUAAUAAUAAAAGAGACCACAGCAAAGAUCGGUCAUCUCAUAGAAAGGACAGAGAAUCUGGCAACCAAAGGAGAAGACGUAGCAGCACCUCGGAGAGUGAUAGAGAUGAGAAAAGGAAGAGUCCAGAUUCCAGACGUAGAGAAGCAAAUCGUAGCUCCAGAUCUAAAGACAGAAGAAGCCCGGCCAAACCACGACCAGACGGUACAAAGGGCCGAAACAACAGCAAGAGGGAUAAAUCCAGCUCCAGCUCCAGCUCCGACAGCGACUGAGCCCGACAACGAUUUUAAAGGAAUAGAUUGGAAGUUUUGAAGUCUGUCCCUAUCUUACUAUCUAUGUAGUAUGCAGCAUCAGCGUCCCAUCCAGAGAGAGACGUAUUCACAUUCCUCAUUCUGAGCAUAGAAACCCACUACACAGUUACUAACAUGGUUGUACAAAAGUUCACCGAAAACUAAAUGCUGCACUAGCAGUGAGGACCAGGUGUGUUUUUAGUUUUACAUGACUAGAGGAAGUCCGUUUGAAGGCAGUUUUUUUAUUUUGGAUUCUUUGGUAAAUUAUAUUUUGACUUUACAAUAGUUGCAAUUUCAAACUGAUUUUACUGCAACAGAGAUCCUUUUUUUAAAUGUCUUUCCCCCAUGAGGACAUUUUCUCCUGAUUUUGUUUCAAUGUUAUUUAACUCUGUUGGUUUUGGGGAUAUGGACCGUCUCUAAAUUUGGCAAAUGUCUGAUGUUAACUUGUCUUUUCUUUCUUUUUUCUUUUACAACUAUCAAUCUGGAAGAGAACACUUACUUUCUUGCAUGCUUGUCCCUGUUAUUGUUAGAUGAAAUAUGUACAUCAUGACUUUCUUUUUGUACAUCCAUGACCUUGUACUGUAAUCCUAUUUGUUAGCUGUGUUGAUAAACCCCUGGUUUGAUUUUUGAAUAGAAGACAUUUCAGUCAUGCUGUAAGUACAACAUAAAAUCAAUUUGUAUAAAUUG
Messenger RNA from Cottoperca gobio, 2986 nucleotides. RefSeq names its product peptidylprolyl isomerase G (cyclophilin G) (gene ppig). Gene Ontology annotation, molecular function: peptidyl-prolyl cis-trans isomerase activity; cyclosporin A binding. Bases 170 to 2281 code for a protein of 703 amino acids. Lineage: Eukaryota; Metazoa; Chordata; Actinopteri; Perciformes; Bovichtidae. Gene Ontology annotation, biological process: protein peptidyl-prolyl isomerization; protein folding. The transcript has 13 exons. Gene Ontology annotation, cellular component: mitochondrion; cytoplasm. The record is from RefSeq and is a predicted model, not a curated record.